Messenger RNA from Zophobas morio, 971 nucleotides. Its product is annotated as snurportin-1-like. NCBI's taxonomy places the organism in Eukaryota, Metazoa, Arthropoda, Insecta, Coleoptera, Tenebrionidae. Gene Ontology annotation, biological process: snRNA import into nucleus. The transcript is spliced from 11 exons. The record is from RefSeq and is a predicted model, not a curated record. Gene Ontology annotation, cellular component: cytoplasm; nucleus. Bases 140 to 865 code for a protein of 241 amino acids.
GCUUUUGUUAAAGGAAGUUUAUUUAGUUUAUACUUCAACAUCUUAAGGUUUAUAAUUAACUUACUGGGUGUAGGACUGUCGACAUUUUGACUAUCACAGCUCGAAGAAACUUUACUUUCGACAGUAACAAUAUUUAUAGAUGGAAGAUACUAAUUUCUAUGAAGAUGAAGCGUAUGAAAGCCUCCUGACGCCUGUAAAGCGCAAACUGGAAUAUGAAAAGCAGGACAAUGAUAAUAUUUUGUUAGAUGGCAAGGUUCGAUGUCUUAGUCAAGAGGAUCAGAAUUCUAAAAGAAAAGCUUUUUUCAAAAAACAAAUAAUGCGUUCGGUGAUAAUGGAAGUUAUUCCUGAAAACUUUGAAAAAGAUUGGAUUUUUAAAUUGUGCCCGAGAGGAAAAAGAAGUUUGGUUGUUUCUAGCAAAGGAGAAACGCGCAGCUAUCAAAGAAACGGAUGCUGCCUUCCCUCCUUCUACAGUUACUUACCAGGAGGAAACGGUUUAGAUGUUCAACACAAAAUGCUGCAGUGUUGGUUGGAUUGUAUAUACGAGGAAGAAACUGAACAGUUUUAUAUUCUCGACGUGAUGCGAUGGAAGGGACAACCACUUAAUGAAGUUCCAGCGGAAUUAAGGUUUCAGUGGCUAGAAAGCAAAAUUAAUGAACUUUUAUCUUUAGCAAAACGGACCAAAAUGAAUCCAUAUCCGUUCGCUUUACUUCCCUACGGUCAAUGCUGCAUAAAUAAUAUUUAUAAAGCGCUCGAGACAUUCACGACUGCCACACGGCUGGACGGGAUCCUGUUUUUCCACAGGAGAAGCCUAUACCACAGCAGAGCUGCCGCACCACUGUGUUUCUGGGUAGACUCGUAUAGUUAAAGUAUAUGGAAAGCAUAUUUAUUGUAUAUUAUAAAUAUAUCAAAAAAAGGUACAAAAAAUGGAUAUAAACAGAUUAUUUUUUGGUUCAUCCUAAUAAAGCUAAAAA